Chara braunii is the source of this 1190-nucleotide messenger RNA. NCBI's taxonomy places the organism in Eukaryota, Viridiplantae, Streptophyta, Charophyceae, Charales, Characeae. The record is from the annotation of a GenBank genome assembly.
CCGGUAAUUUCUUUUAAAAGGUUCCCGAGCAUUUGCGUGAAAAUCAGACAACAAACCAGGAGUAUGGUUCAUCAAUUCAGCACAAUACAGGGGCUGGAUCUUCGAUGACAACUUGGACAUUCCACGAUGGGUGCGGGUUCUUCGCAGCGCACCAAUGGUGAAACCGGACAUCUACCCUCCAUAUGACAGUAGAUGGAGGCAAACAGGUGCAAAGAGGACGGUGGACAGAGAGGUGGGCUUUAUCAAUAAGCCCAUGAUAGAUGGCGCCUCAUUGCUGGAUGACAGGCAGAGACUACAGACCAUGGCAGAGCUACACAAGGUGGGCCAAGCAGCGGAGCUGGCCUUCUUGGAAAAUAAAAGAGCAAGAGAGGAGGCACAAAAGUCAGAAGCAGAGGGAAGUUUAGAGGAAAGGAGGGACGAUGGUGUGCAGCGAAGUAAGAAUGGUUCAAAGAGUAAGGGAACGACAGAGGAAGAGACGAAAGCAGAUGAUGAAGACAGGGUCACUGAAGGGGAAGGGAAGGGGGGAGAAUCAUCAGCUUCUCUUAAGAGGAAAAUCAGUGACAAGGAAUCAGUGAAAGGAGAUAGCUCAUACCGAGGACCUAAGCGGGCACAUUCAGGGAAGGGAUCAGAUGAAGCUUCCACACAGGGGGAACAGGAGCACAAGGAAGAUAUCGAGGAAGAAGGCAAAGGGGAGCAAGGAUCUCAAGGGGAAGAAAUGGAAAUUACAGCCUCUUCAGAUGACACGUCAACAUCAGCUUCAACGGAUCACCGAACAGAACAUGGGCCCUCAACAGACCGAACUAGCUCUACAAAUAGAUCACCUUUUGGUGAUAUGGAAAACACAACAGAGGACUCGGGGGGGGAGGAGGAUGAAGGAGCAGGGAAAACAUCACAGGAUUCAGAUACAGAUUUGGAUGGGGACAACGAUAAGGGGGAGGAGGAAUGGGAGGAGGAAGAAGAGGAGGAUCCGGAGACACUAGCACAGUGGAUUAAGCACGUUCUCAAGCAUGAUAGGGAAGAAUGGGAAGACAUGGCGGGUACAACACACAUGGUGGACUAUAGGCCAGUCAUGAUCAAGCUGCAGGAAAAGGCAGUACUGGCUGAGGGAUUGAUCUGGAUGUCAUGGCAAGUGGUGGAGACGAUUCCGUAUGGACUGCUGGGGGGUCAGAGGCGGCAGAAUGGGUGGCAAG